CAACGCCGGCUGCCCGAAUUAAACCAACAUCAACAUCAUCCACGGAUUGUUUGAGUUUGAAACUCGCUCGUCUUCUCGUUGACACUCACUACCGUCUGUAAAUGUUCCAGAUGCCCAGCGAGGAUUUCGAUGUGUUGACAUUUUAUGUUUCAGUUUAAUAAUUUGAAUUUCAUCCAAUCCGUGUCAUCUAGUUUCAGAAGGUAAACAUAUCGAACAGCACGAUGUCAUUGUCAACAGUUUCCAUCGCAAAAGGCAUGGAUGUCGGUAGGAUAGGCGCGUUGAGACUCCUCCCCCAUCCGAUGCGACAUACUACCUUGCCUUGCUUUCGAGGGACCCCUCGCUCCAUAUCCUCGACAAGAGCUCGUCACAGCUUAUGCAAAAACUCCCAACAAAUCUUAUGUUUUUCUCGAAAAAAUGCCUCGAUAGCAUCAAUGGCUCUUCAACAACCCUGUCGCCACACGAUGAGUUAUUCUUCCAUGCCACAAGCCCAGCGGCCAAAGGCAGAUGAUUACAUUCAAGAACUCCAAGAUUUAUACGAGAUUGCAAAAGACGAGCUCGAAAUCGCAGCUGAAUCCACCGCCGCCUCCACCAUCUACGCCGUCUCCGAUCGCAUCUCCCUCCGCGAAGCGUUCGAUGACCUGGACCGUGCCUACGCCGCGUACACAGGAACGACACCACACCCAUCGCAUCUCGAGCGGCCGCCGCCAUCAUCUUCAGCUAAUGCGGUAAACGGAGCAGGAGGGGCAAAUGAAGCUGGCGAAGCGGAGGGGGAAGAGGGGCAGACGAGGGGCAGUAGUAGUAGUAGUAGUAGUAGUAGUAUGAGGUUUAACCCCGUGGAGGUUCCGGAUGAAGUUCGGGAGGAGAUCAAAAGGCGGAUUGGGCAGAGGAUUCGGGAGUUGAGGAAUGCGGUGGAGCAGUUGGAGGAGAGUGUUAGGGAGUGAGUGGGUGUUGCCAUGCGCUGUAUAUGUACAUACAUGUACAUUGGUACAUUGUAGGAGGGAAAGCUGGAUUUGGGCGUGGUUUAUAAGGGUGACGGAUAGGUUGAAAUAGGAUUUCGUGGGCCUUGCUUGAUGCAUUUCAGGGUGUUUGGUUCUAGAUAUUCUAUGUACUGUAUAUCUACAAGGUGAUGGAUGGAUAACCAGUAAUUCCAAAUACUUUUGUGUCCAGAAAUCUCAACAUAACGUAUGUAUAUCAUUUGUCAUGUGAUAUUCUUUAUUCUUCGCGCAUAUCUAGCUAAAAGAGCGCAUAUAUAUAAUAUCCGUGCAUGACAAAAAGUAAAUUUGCACACUUCUUUAUAUUGUGCCAUUCAUAUACAUGAUCAUAAUAUACCGACCGC
Blastomyces gilchristii SLH14081 is the source of this 1336-nucleotide messenger RNA. RefSeq lists its product as uncharacterized. The coding region runs from base 222 to 941 and encodes 239 amino acids. Lineage: Eukaryota; Fungi; Ascomycota; Eurotiomycetes; Onygenales; Ajellomycetaceae. The transcript has 4 exons. The record is from RefSeq and is a predicted model, not a curated record.